AUGAAGAUACUGUUUGUGUUGGGUUUGUCACAGUUUUGGUGUCUUUGUGCCGCUGUAACUCGUGGCUUUGAGUACACCAAUGUAGACUAUGUGGGAUUUUCUUGUAAAAAUGCCCUGGCGUCCACCGCCAAGUUCUGCAAGAAGGAUUCUGCAAAAGAUUACUCCUGUUACUGCACCAGCGACAGCGCUUUGGGGUCUUUCUUUUACUGUGCCUACGAUAAUUUGAAGUCCAAAAAGGAUCGCCAAAACAUGCAAGAGUUCUUUCAAUUUCGCUGUCCCAACACGACUUUCGAGCACAUGCAAACUGUGUACGAAAAUGCUACGCAACACAUGGUGAACACGUCUGAAAUCAAGAACUUUAAUGCUUCCGCGCCUGUUGACUUCUACGUCUAUGUGAACUCUACCCUUUACGACAUAGCUUACCGGUCAUACAACUCCAGAUACUCUAAUUUCAAAAAAGGGUACCACUGGGGUGCUGUUCUGGUCGGUUACUGGGGGAUCAUUGUUGUCUGUGGUAUGUUUUCUUCUCUGGUGCAUAAGUUUGCCCCAACUCUGGCAAUCGCGGCAAACAAGAAGAUGUCUCAAUUGGCCCUGGUCCGGUGGUAUAGGAAGUAUUUUUCCAUUCCAGCUCUAUUUGGAAACCACCACACGGAUAGAGUGAUUCUGGGAGGACUUCUACCAACACGUCUCGAAUCCUUCCUCAUUUUCGGCUUCUGCUUCUUGUGUAUCAUUUUCCAAGCUGUCGGCUACGAUAGCGUUAAGGGAAAUACGUUGUUCGCCACCAAGACCAUUGAAAUGAGUCGUCUUAUCGGCGAUAGAACCGGUGUGGUUGCUAACUUUUUGAUGAUCCUAACCUAUUUAUUCGCUGGCAGAAACCAAAUAUUUAUGUGGAUGACCGGGUGGAAACAAUCGACGUUCAUCGCCUAUCACAAGUGGAUCGGCCGUAUGUGUUUUCUCAGUGUCUUGGCGCACACCAUUGCCAUGUUGAUCAACACUCUAAUGAGAGAAGGCGUUUACGAGCACAGAGUCCUCGAAAACUACUGGAGAUACGGUUCCGUUGCAGUUGUAGCCGGUGGUAUUAUCUUUGUGCAAGCGUUCAGUUGGUUGCGUGUUAAAAACUACGAACUUUUCCUAUACGUCCACAUUGCUAUGGCUCUUGCGUUCUUGAUCGGUGCAUGGAGGCACAUCGACGAAUUCUACUACGGUGAAUGGGCUUACGCUACUGCCGCAUUCUGGUGCUUUGACCGCUUUAUUAGACUGGUUCGUCUCUGCUGUUUCGGUAUUAAGACAGCCAAAGUUUGCAUUGUUUCUAACGAAACGCUGCAAAUCACUGUCGACAAAGGUUCCUGGUGGCCAUUUUUCCCUGGUGCCUUUGGCUACUUGCAUAUUUUGAAAACUACUGUGUUUUGGCAAUCGCAUCCCUUCACUGUUGUCAAGACUGACAACAACGAGUUGCGUUUUUACAUCAAGAUCAAGAAAGGUGUCACUGAAACUCUGUACGAGGAACUGUUGAGCAAGCCCAAUUACACUGGCGAGGUGAAAGUCGCCGUGGAAGGACCAUACGGUGACAACAAACCUGCGGAUGCUUACGACCAAGUGUUGUUGUACAGCGGUGGUAACGGUAUUCCCGGUCCAUUUGCUUAUGCUAAAGAACUCGGCUCAACUACCAAGGAGGGAAAUAUUAAGUUUGUGAAAUUGUACUGGGUGAUUAGACACUGGCACUCUAUGGACUGGUUCCUUGAGGAGCUUCAAUUACUGCAGAAGUACUCUAACGUUCAAACUAUAAUCUACGUGACCAAGGCACAUGAAGGAAAGCUGGGCGAGAAGUUGGUGGCCCACUUUGACACCGUCGGUGUGCCUUCAUCUUCUUCUGAAAAGGGCUCUGAAGAAAACGAGGUGGUUGUGAGCAACGACUACUUGGAGACUGUCCACAAGAUGCUGCCUCAUAUCGAGUUCAGAGAGGGCAGACCAAGCAUGGAAGAGAUCGUGAGCCAAGACAUCGAUGAGUGUGGAAAUCGCAACGUCGCGGUUAUCACCUGUGGUCACGGCAACAUGUGCGAUCAAAUUCGUCAUAUAGUUGCCGACAAAGUCGGCACCCACAAGACAAGCAGAAUUGAUUUCUUUGAGGAAUUGCAGACAUGGUAA
Molecule: messenger RNA, 2145 nt
Organism: Lachancea meyersii CBS 8951
Lineage: Eukaryota; Fungi; Ascomycota; Saccharomycetes; Saccharomycetales; Saccharomycetaceae
Source: the annotation of a GenBank genome assembly